Molecule: messenger RNA, 537 nt
Organism: Dacryopinax primogenitus
Lineage: Eukaryota; Fungi; Basidiomycota; Dacrymycetes; Dacrymycetales; Dacrymycetaceae
Exons: 3
Coding region: 1-537 (178 amino acids)
Source: RefSeq, a predicted model, not a curated record
AUGUUGUCCUCCCUCCUCAACGCUCUCCUCCUCCUCGUGUGGGCGAACCAGGCGUCCGCCGCGCACGCCAACUUUCACGUCCAGUUCCCGUGGAUGACACGCACGCAAUAUCCCAAGACUCAACCUGAACUCCAGCGCUUUGUCCCCUUCUGCGGAGACAUCAUCCACAACCCCCAGCGGUACGGCCGUAUCUACCGGAACUUUCUCUCCUUCUCUGGCCAUCCGGGGGAUCUAGUCUCAGCGCGGUACACACGCACCCGGGUGCCCAGGAGCGCAGAGGACUUCCCACAUGCGAUAUUUGACGACGUACCUAUUGCCCCGAGUGGACAGCUGUGUGUGAACGUCACUCUCCCUUUUGACACGCAGGAAGGGGAGUAUGGAGUGAUGUACUUCCAAGCCGUUGCCCCAACUGGUGGGGUACAAUACUGGUGCUUGGAUGUGCGGAUGUCGGAUAUUAUCACUUUGCCAGAGGAUCAUCCUGCGAUGUGUGCAGCAGGAAACGAGACGCUCAUCCCGAUGCCGGAUGAGUACUUGUAG